Molecule: messenger RNA, 3468 nt
Organism: Fopius arisanus
Lineage: Eukaryota; Metazoa; Arthropoda; Insecta; Hymenoptera; Braconidae
Exons: 7
Coding region: 260-2725 (821 amino acids)
Source: RefSeq, a predicted model, not a curated record
UUCAUUUGUUCUUGGGGCUAAGCAGGCUAAGGGAGGAAGAAAGAGGAGUUUUAGGUUACAUCCGCUUUUCAAAGUUGAUGCUUUUGCUUCUGAAACGCAUUUUUUAGCGAAUUCAUCACCAAGUAUACAGCAAAGAUAUCCGUCGUUAAGUCUUUAUUUCAGCAAACUUCAGGGUCAUAAAAAUAAAGUGUAAAGAGUGUAAAGAGUGAAUUCAAGUGGGCAUAAAAAAUGGUUGCCCUUCAAAUUCAAAAAAGACAAAAUGCCUACAACCUGUAUUGUGUCAUCUUGCAAGGCUGGGUAUCGAACGAACCCAGAAAGAGUAUCUUUUUUUUCAAUCCCAAAAGACAAAUCUUUACGGGAUCAGUGGGCUAGAGCUAUUCGCAGGGAUAAGGGAGAUUUAAAAUCCCAUCAUCGAGUGUGCUCCAAACACUUCAGAGCUUGCGAUAUCAUCCUCCACAAGAAGUUCAUGAAACCCGAUGGGGAAAUCAUUGCUGAGACUUCACUCAAUAAAUCUCAAUUGCGAGAGGGAGCAGUACCAAUGAUAUUUCUUGGUGCUGAGAGCUGUAAGAGAGUUUCUUUGGAAAGCUCUGAAUCCAUUAACUUGAAGACAAAUUCCCUUGAGAUUUGCGGACAAGUCUCAGUGUUUUUGGAGGGACAAGAGUCUUUGACAGUUCCAGCGAUAAUGUCUAAUAAUAACGACGACCAAACUCUUACGCCUAACACCAUCGAGACUCUCAUUAAUUCAAAAAUUGAUGAUCAGACACUGUGCAGCAACCUCAUGGCUGAAACUCUCGCUAUUCCGAUGAAUGAUACCCAGAAUAUCUCCAGCAUUAACGGUACCCAGCCUCUCUUCCUCCAAAUCAUAAAGAACAAGUUCCAAUUACCAGCAGGGUGGUGUCAAACAAAUUAUAACUAUGAAGGAUCUCAAGUUGUAGUUUUUUCUCAGACUGAACUCCGACACAUUCAUGGUGCCCUUGGCACAAUGAACAUCAAAGAAAUCGUUAUAAAUUCCAAAUUAGAACUAACAGUAAAAGCUCUCCAUCAUCCCAUUGAUCUUACGACUUUUCAUAUAGAUGGGUUGGUGACAGACGUUGACAUGGUGCAAGGUUUAAUAUUUACUGUACAUAAUUUUAAUAUUUGUUAUGGAUGUGCUGUAUCAGAAAUUUUAGAAAACAUUCAGAGCAAAGUCACAUUCAAGGAUUGUAUGAAUACCUUGAGACAUAAGAACUGUCAAUGGCUGACGAAAUCUAGUCAGUGCAUUUUUUGUGCCAAAGGCAAAAGAACUUUGAAAAGGAAAUGUGUGAGGCUUAAGGAACAGCCAAAGCCGAAAAGAAUGCACCUAGACAAUUCUGUUCGCACAAAAAAACUUUUGAACCAGAAAAAGGACAGAAUUUGCAAUUUUAGAAAGACUGUUGGAAAACUGCGAGUGGACAAUCAAAAACUACGAAAACGACUGGAGGAUAGUCAGAAGCAAGUGGCAGGGAUGAAAGAAGAGACACUUGCCCAAGUCCUUGGAAAACAUGAAUUAAAUAAGCAUCACGAAACCGUUGUUUGGGAGAUUUUUAAUGCAGCGAAACGAAAGGGGUUAAAGGGCAAUCGAUAUGGAGAAGAUUGGUUGAUGAUUUGUGCUCUAGUACAUAUGAAAUCAUCAAGUACAUACCGAUUUAUCUACGAUAAUAAUAUUCUGCCCGUUCCCAGUGUUAGUACGAUUAAAAGGAAUUUGAGAGCGAUCAAGGCGAAGUGUGGGUUUGAUCCAGAGUUUUUCAAGCUUUUUGCAGAGUUUUUAUCUGCUAAAACACAGGAAGAAAGACAUGGCUUUAUUCUCCUCGAUGAGAUGUUUACUCGCCAGAGUAUUGCAGUCAAUUCUCAGACCCUUUCGUUUGCUGGCUUAGAGGAUUUUGGGGAUGAGAGUCAAUCACAGCCGACCCUGAAGGAUAAAGCUGAUCAUGGCCUCGUUUUCAUGUUCCACUCCCUUUAUGGAUCUUAUACACAACCUGUAGCAGUAUUUGCAUCGAAGGGCUCCACAACUGGUGUAAUGCUAGCAAAAUUAAUUGUGAAAUGUAUUACAUUAUUGGAAAAAGCAGGGGCGGUAGUUCACGGAAUUAUCAGUGAUGGAGCAUCGACUAAUCGAAGUUGCUGGGAGGCCUUGGGAGUGAAAACUAAGAAGAAGGAGCUGAAGAGUUGGUUCUCCCUCCCAGGUGAUGAGAAACGAAAAAUAUACGCAUUCUCAGACACGCCUCACCUCAUCAAAACUAUCAGAAACCGAUUAUGUAAUAAUAAGACUCUUCAGCGGGAGGAGGGGCAAGCUCUAAUUAAGUGGGAGCAUUUUCAGACUUUACACGAAGUAGAUGGUCAAUUUCCUAGUCAUCUACGUAUCUGCUCAAAGCUCACUAAACACCAUUUGGAUCUAAAUAGUUCCUCUCGAAUGCGAGUUCGAUUGGCUGUCCAGCUAUUCAGUAAGUCAGUAGCUGAUGGAUUACAGUUCUAUCAGAGCAGUAAUGUCCCUGGCUUUGAAGACUGUGAGAAUACGACGAAAUUCUGCAGAGACAUCAACAAUAUGUUUGAUGCACUGAAUGAAAAUGUCAAUGGCGUGAAACCCGGCGACGAUCAUUUCACAUGUCUUCUGAACUCUUUGAAAAUGUUGGAUGAGUGGGAAGAAAAAGUCGACCAAAAAAUUUUGCCUAAGUCAGCGUUUCUCACCAGGGAAACUGCUGAGGAGCUCUGAGUAUCUCUGAGAUCGAUGAUAGAUUUAAUUACGGAUUUGACAAGCCAAGGGUUUGAGGGUAUUCGUACUGGAAGAAUUAAUCAAGAUCCACUCGAGGUUAGCUCAACAAUUCUUAUUUCAUUUGGCCGAAGUAGACUGUGGAAUAACAACAAAUUGGUGCUAAUAAUCUAACUUCUCAUCUCAAUAUCAUGCUGGAAUAGUCUUGAUAAAUUCGUUUCUUCAGAAUCUUUUAGAGUCUAUUUUUUUUAACGUUUCUUCCAAUCUAUCUGUUUCUCUCCUCCAAUUAUGCCCAAUGUCUCGGGUAAUUAACACUUCCAACACUUACUGUGAUUAUUAACAAUUCUAUCGAUUAUGAGUAUUGCUUUUGUUGAUACGUGUUAUAAAUAUGCGCUUUUACAACACUUGGAGCACUGAAUUUGUAGUACUCAUAUGCUCAAUCCUAUAUUUAACUUUCCCUUCCUCCAGCAAUUUUUUGGAUCAGUUAGAGCAGCAGGUGGGUCUAAUGACCAUCCUUCGACACCAACGUUUUUACAGAUCUAUCGCAUUCUUUCUCUGUUUAACAUUCUGAAGCCUCCUAAAACUGGGAACUGUACAUACCUGGAAGAUCACAAACCUCUCAUUUCCCUAUCCAACUUAAAAGAAAUUUACGUAUCCAAGCGAGAGACUAUUAACAUCAAAAUAUUGAAACAAAAGUUGGCUAUGGCUGUAGAAAUUGAGGAUUGGACCGUGGAAGAUACGGUCAC